GGAAAAUCAAAAGAUUCGAAGAAAAACAGCAUAAAGCGUAGCGACUUCGGGUUGCAACGAGAGAACGGCACACUGCGACUGUGGUGCAGCAACACCUGCAACAACGACGACAACAGAGCAGCCAACCGAACCAAAGUGCUCGUCAUCAUCAACAUUGACGUCGACGCACGAACCACGGGGAAGUAGAAGGGCUCAGGGGAAGCAACGGCAAGCAGCAACAGUAACACCGACGCCAGCCAACCCGACAGCGCACCAUGCUGCGCGCUAUUCAGCCGCUGUCAUCCGCGCUUCGGCGGGGAUUGACACUGGCACAUCGACAAGCACCUGCGCGCGCGCCCGUGUUUGCCCGGUGCUUCACCAUCUCUGAAUCUGCCCGGGCCAAGAUCCCAAGAGGAUUUGAGUCGUUUCUCCCCCGCGGGCAGCGCAGCGGUGCGCGGCGCGGGCGAUCCGGCAAACGCGAGGGCGAGAGCAGCAAAGGCGACGACGCAAAGGGGCCUGCAUCCGAGCAGCGCCCACGCGAGCACAGCGACGGCAGCAGCAGUGGCAAGAGCAGUGGCAAGAGCAGUGGCAAGAGCAACAGCAGUGGCAGUGGUGGUGGUCGUGGUCGUGGUCGUGGUAAUGGCGGGCGUGGUGAUGGCAGCGGCGGCAGCAGCAAUGAGGUGCUCAAGUGGCUGCAGGACCCCAACAACCGGGGCGUGAUUGUUGCGUUUGCCGCUGCUGGUGUUGCCAGCAUGUUCUUCCUGUCCACCCCGCGCGAGGGCCGGGAGAUCCACUGGCAGGACUUCCGCACCAACUACCUCGAGCGCGGCUUGGUUGACCACCUGACCGUCGUCAACCAAACACUCGUCCGCGUGUACGUCAAGGGGUCCAUCCACCCCGGAGAGCCUGCUGCCCACUUUACGAUUGGCAGCGUGGACUCAUUUGAGCGGCAGCUGGACGCAGCACAGCGGGAGAUGGGGCUCAGGCCAGCCGAGAUGGUCCCCGUCGCAUACGCAAACGAAAUCUCAAUCUCGCGGGAGCUGCUUCGGUUUGCGCCGACGCUGCUGCUGAUUGGCCUCAUCCUCUACUCCAUGCGCCGCGUCUCGUCCAUGGGCGGCGGCGUCGGCGGCAGAGGGGGCAUGUUUGGGUUUGGGAAGAGCACGGCGAAGAAGUUCAACAGGGAGACGGACGUCAACAUCACGUUCAAGGACGUGGCGGGCUGCGACGAGGCAAAGGUGGAGAUUCUCGAGUUUGUCAACUUCCUCAAGCACCCGGAGCAGUACAGGAAGCUUGGCGCCAAGAUCCCAAAGGGCGCGAUCCUGUCUGGCCCGCCGGGUACGGGCAAGACGCUACUGGCCAAGGCAACGGCUGGCGAGGCAGAUGUCCCCUUCUACUCCAUCUCGGGCUCGGAGUUUCUCGAGAUGUUCGUUGGCGUCGGUCCUGCCAGGGUGCGGGACCUGUUUGCGGAGGCGCGGAAGAACGCGCCAUGCAUCAUCUUCAUUGAUGAGAUUGACGCCGUUGGCCGCGCGCGCUCCAAGUCCGGCGGCUUUGGCGGCGGCAACGACGAGCGCGAGAACACAUUGAACCAGCUCCUCGUCGAGAUGGACGGCAUGCAGAGCUCUGAGAAUGUUGUCGUGCUUGCAGGCACGAACCGGCAGGAUGUGCUUGACCCCGCCCUCCUCCGCCCCGGACGCUUUGACAGACAGAUCACCAUCGACCUGCCAGAUAUCAAGGGUCGUCGGUCCAUCUUCAACGUUCACCUGUCGCGCAUCCAGACGGAGCUGGACAAGGACGACGUUGCAAAGAAGCUUGCCACCCUCACCCCAGGGUUCUCAGGCGCCGACAUUGCAAACGUGUGCAACGAGGCAGCGCUGAUUGCUGCGCGCUAUCUUGCGACGAGCGUGAACAUGCACCACUUUGAGCAGGCCAUUGAGCGCAUCAUUGCUGGUCUUGAGCGCAAGACGCGUGUGCUGAGCAAAGAGGAGAAGACGACAGUGGCUUACCACGAGGCCGGGCACGCCGUGUGCGGGUGGUAUCUUGAACACGCUGACCCCCUGCUGAAGGUGUCGAUUAUCCCGCGCGGGUCCGCCGCCCUCGGAUACGCGCAGUACCUGCCGCAGGAGCAGUUUCUCUACACCACGCAGCAGCUGCUUGACCGCAUGUGCAUGACGCUCGGCGGGCGCGUGUCCGAGCAGAUUUUCUUCCACCGCAUCACCACCGGCGCCCACGACGACCUCAAGAAGGUCACGCGUUUGGCCUACUCACAGAUUGCUGUGUACGGCAUGAAUCCGCGCGUGGGCAACCUGUCGUUCAAGGUCCCGGACGAGAACGAGCCCGCGUUUGACAAACCGUACAGCGAGGCGACGGCGCAGCUGAUUGACGAGGAGGCGCGCAAGCUCGUUGACGGGGCAUAUGAGCGCACGCUGGAGCUGUUGACGGAGAAGAAGGCGGAUGUGGAGAAAGUUGCGAAACUUUUGAUUGAGAAGGAAGUGAUUUCUCGCGAUGACAUGCGUGAACUCCUCGGACCACGCCCCUUCAAGGAGAAACACGAGUAUGAGCAGUUUAUGGAGGACGCGGGGCAGGAGAAGGACGAAAGUGCAGAGGAGGAGCUCCCACCGGGUCUGCGUGACUACGACAAGGACGACGAUGAUGAUGAUGAUGAUGAUGAUGAUGAUGAUGAAGAUGACGAGAACAAGAAGGAUCGCGCUGACGACAAGACGAAGAAAAACGACAGCAGCAGCAGUUCACGUGGCUCCUCGUCAUCUCCUCGUGACAGAUGAUCGGUGUGCAUGUUUUGAUGUGUCAGCAUCACAUCCAUCAUAUUGAUUCAUCAUCAAACUCAAUACAGCAGCAGCAGGAGGAGGAGGAGGAAGAAGAAGAGAGGAGGGGACAGUGGCAGUUAUGCUACCAGCGUGUAUGAUUUAUACAUGCUGAACAAUGUCUGUACAGCUGUCGCCCCUCCUCUCGUGUCAUGUCUUGUGCGCAUUGUGAAGCGUGCGUUUGUGUGGUUUUCUGUGCGUGUGUGUUUUGCGGUGGCGUGUUUGGCUGUAAUCUACAAACAACGAGAGUAAACUUUGGGGCUACAACCCCAUCAGCACAACCGAGCA
Molecule: messenger RNA, 3086 nt
Organism: Salpingoeca rosetta
Lineage: Eukaryota; Choanoflagellata; Craspedida; Salpingoecidae
Product: AFG3-like protein 2
Exons: 18
Coding region: 255-2759 (834 amino acids)
Biological process (GO): protein-containing complex assembly; mitochondrial protein processing
Cellular component (GO): membrane; m-AAA complex
Molecular function (GO): metalloendopeptidase activity; ATP hydrolysis activity; zinc ion binding
Source: RefSeq, a predicted model, not a curated record